This is a messenger RNA of Acipenser ruthenus (sterlet), 2777 nucleotides long. It is a transcript of the gene tepsin, whose product is annotated as TEPSIN adaptor related protein complex 4 accessory protein. The transcript has 13 exons. The record is from RefSeq and is a predicted model, not a curated record. Gene Ontology annotation, cellular component: trans-Golgi network membrane. NCBI's taxonomy places the organism in Eukaryota, Metazoa, Chordata, Actinopteri, Acipenseriformes, Acipenseridae. Bases 69 to 1925 code for a protein of 618 amino acids.
UUAAUCGUCACUGAUAGUCCCGCCCUACAUUGGUGUGGACGAUCAGCUGACCCUGACAGUGCAACAUCAUGGCAUCCCUGAUCGAGAGGCUGGGGUUCCUUCAAAAAGUGCCCACUCUGAUGAAAGCCACCUCAGACGAUGACACGCCAUGUCCUGGGUACCUGUUUGAAGAAAUUAGCAAGGUGUCCCAUGAGUCCGUGGGGGGCUGUCAGUGUCUGCUGCAGUAUCUCCUGGAGAGGCUGCAGAGCGAGUCCUGCCAUGUUAAACUGAAGGUGCUGAAGAUCCUUCUCCACCUCUGCACUCAUGGUUCGCAUCACUUCCUGUCUGAGCUCCGCAGAAACGCCACCUUCGUCCAGGAAGUGACUGUGUUCAGUGGCUCUCCCGACCCGGUCCAUGGAAUCGCACUGUACCAGAGAGUGCGGGCUGCAGCCCAGGAGCUGGCCAGUGUGCUGUUCUCUGACUCGGUGCUGCCCCCUCCUGCUCUGUCUCCCUGCAAAGCCUCUGUGCCCGCAGGAAUGGGCUCAGGCACGGGGCUGAAGUCUGGAAUGCAAGGCUUUGGAUACAGCCCCGGCAGAAACGUCUCCACAGAGGGCGCUCUUCUGGACAGGAUCCAGAAAGCCGCGGAGGUAGUGGCCAAUGCCAUCCUUCCUCACUCUGAGCUCCCCAGCUCCUGCCUCCACGACAACAACUACCAGCCUGUGAUGGCGCCCUCUGCUGCUGUGGAGGCCUCGGUGCAACUGUCAGCCGAAACCCCCCUGCCCUCCCACAGCAUGAAAGCAGCUCAACAGAGGCGUCCUGGCCUGGCUGGGGGAGGCUGGGAGGAGAGCGACAGCGGACACAGCUCCCAGAACUCCUCUCUGGAGAAUGGGGAUCUCAGCAGGGCGUCUGUGGGCGGAAGCAGCAAGUCAGGGACUGAUAGCCAAUCAGGAGCCAGCAGAGAGAGCGGGGAUCUUUCUGAAAGGAUGGAGGCCAUGCACUUGGGGGACUGUGCCCAGGAAAUGAUGCUGAUCAACACCAUGUCCCAGGGCUCAAAGGUCUUCCUGUCCAGAGACGAGACACAGCACUUUAUCAAGGAGUGUGCAAUCCUGAACUGUGAGGUGGUGGUGGAGCUGCUCAGCAAGAAGCUUCAGGACCCUGCAGGCACCGUCUCAAUGAGGUGUCUGUGUGCCCUGGCCUGCCUGAUGUCAACAGACCUGCUCUCCCUUGACCGGAUUUUUGCAGUGACCCAGAAGCCCUUGCUGCAGCUGAGCGAGGGUUCUGCAGGACCUGUGGCUAACAAGGCGACAAAGCUCCUGAGGCAGUUCGAGGCCCUGACAGCAGGUGGGAGACUGAACAGCAGCACCUCCUCCUCUUCUCUCCCUGCGACGUGUCCCCAGCUCCUAGACGGGUCUCCCGAAUCGAGGGGCAGUGGAGCUCUCUUACUGCCCUCUCACACAUCCUUGUGGAGGUCAGGUGACUACGCCUCUAAUUCAGGGUCAAAAACAGACAGUCAAACUGAAUCAGCUCUGCACAGUUCCAGCGUGGAAACAGACACAUGUAGCCACUCCUGCUGCCCGGAGCGAUUCGAAGACACUUGUUUGACAGACAGCAGGGACUCCCAGGACAGUGAAAACACUAACUAUUCACACAAACAGCAGAGGAACCCUUCCGAUGCUGAUUUUGAUUCAGUUGAGCUGCCCCCUGAACCUCUCGCUGGUAACCUGUCCCUGUUUAGCGGGAUGGAGCUUGUUACUAGAGGAAAGCCAGGGAGUGCCAGUUCCAAUGGAGGGACGACCACACAGCCUUUAAACUGCACCACAAUACAAGAGAACAAAACUGCAGGUGCUGCAGACUCUACAGACUGUACCACAGACAGCGCCACUGGGUCUCCACAGCCUGACACUGAACACAAGCACCUGUCUGCCUUCACCUUCCUCAAUGUUUAAAAUGCCAAGUCUGAUGUCUGCCAACAAAGUUAAUUAACCAAAAAAACCUACUUAAUUAAAACAAUUGUUGUUUAUUUUUGACACCAUUUUGUAUGAAAAAAAAUACAUAAUUUAAAUAAGUUACAGCUAGAGGCUGACUAAUACUGAACUGAAAUAUUCUGUAUUCAAAUCCCUGUUCGCAUUUGAGUGAAGGAUGGAACAGAUAGAUGUGGUAGGGCAUAGCGGAGUCCAGUAUUCAGAUGUGUCUGAGAAUUUGCCCAAUAUCGACAUUCUGAAUACUGCAAAGUGGAAUUUAAUUCCCAUUUGGGAUACUGUACUAAAACCGAAUCCAAUAGUCAAAUCAUAUUACUGUUACUGACUAACCAUAGGCAAGUAAAGCAAAUCCCUGUAAAAAACCUACACAAUUUGGGUAAAUGUGAGCUGCAAACCAUCUCAUCAUCAGGUAACAACACCAUUCAAGUGCAGGUUUUACACCCUUCCCCCCCCCCCCCCCGUGUAACAUUGCGAAGAACUGUAAUUCCACACUGAAAAUAAAAUAACUCCCUGUGAUAAUGCAACUGAUAACUAACUCUCAGCACAAAGUAACUUGACAGGAUGAUUGAGUAAUGAAUGGCUGAUUUCACAGACUCCGGUUAUCACUAAUCUUUGACUACUUUACCUAGGUAACAGUAGUGCGAAUGGGGUCUGUGACACAUCAAACUCACUUAUCACUAUUAGCAACAGUCUUGUACUGCCUUGCUGAAGGCAACAUGAUAGUCCAAGAAUAAUGCUAAUUGGAGUCUGUGAAAUCAGACAAAAAAAAAAAAAGUGUGUCUUAUACUGAAAAAGAAAUAAAAAUAUGUCUACACCUGA